Coniophora puteana RWD-64-598 SS2 is the source of this 1125-nucleotide messenger RNA. RefSeq lists its product as uncharacterized. The record is from RefSeq and is a predicted model, not a curated record. The transcript is spliced from 3 exons. Lineage: Eukaryota; Fungi; Basidiomycota; Agaricomycetes; Boletales; Coniophoraceae. Bases 110 to 1009 code for a protein of 299 amino acids.
CGACGUCAUGGGGGAAACGUGUCGUCAUAACGUUAGAGUGGCCUGCUAUAAAACAUGGCACAUCGACUACCCUUACCACUCCAAUAACCCACUUUAAAACUAGCACAACAUGAUCCGCACACAAGCAAUCCGCGCCGUUAGGCCCGUCGCUGCACGUUCUCUCCCUGCCGCCACCCGCACCUACGUCUCAGCAAACCCUUCCCCUCCGCCCCGCCAAGACCCCUCGACGGCAGGCAGCGCACCGCAGGAUGGUCCCCGCAGGCCCUCUGUCUCCUGGGACAAGAAGCACACAGAGCCGUCCAAAUCAGGCGCGACUAUGUACGCCGUAGCAGGUAUCACCGCCGCCGGUGGUCUCUGGUACUACUACUCCCAGUCGCAGGGGCAAGACCGUACUGCGAGGAAACGCGGAGAGGAGGAUCGCGUCAAGGAGGGCGCGAGGAAGGUCGAGCAGGCCGGCUCGGCGAAGAUCGACGAAGCGCUCACGGAGAGCCAGCGCAAGUAUGAGGAGGCAAAGGCUGCAGCCCAGGAUCAGCUGAACGCCGCUCGCAAGUCGAUUGACUCCACGACGAACGUUGCAAGCUCGAAGCUCGACGAGGCCCGGCGCCAGGCCGAAGCCAGGUACCACGAGGCUGUCGACGCUGCUGCGAGGAAGUAUAGCCAGACGCGCGACGCAGCCGAGCGCACCUACUCCCAGGCGCUCAACUCAGUCGAGAGCGGGUAUGCGCGUGCCAAGGGCACAGUUGAAGAUGGCUACGAACGUGCCAAGGGUGCCGCCGAGGGUGGGUACGACCGCGCCAAGGGUGCAACCGAGGGCAGCUACGACCAAGCGCGGGGCAAGGCGGAAGAAACAAAGGAUGAAGCCAAGAGGGGGUGGUUCUCGUGGCUCUCGUGGGGAAACGAGAAGAAGGACGAGGCCAAGAAGGACGCUUUGAGCAGCUUCCAGCGCGGUGCUGAGAAGGCACAGGCGGGCGAGGAGGAGUUCAAGGUCAAGGCAGAGCGUGCCAAGUAAACGAGUAGAUGGAAGUUAAACGUUAAACACGCUUGCUACGAUUUAUACUUAUCAGGUGUAACAAAUCGACGGAUAUGUAGCAGUACCCGACUUUAAUCGACUUUGUUGUAAUCGUC